Messenger RNA from Acytostelium subglobosum LB1, 1146 nucleotides. RefSeq lists its product as hypothetical. NCBI's taxonomy places the organism in Eukaryota, Evosea, Eumycetozoa, Acytosteliales, Acytosteliaceae. The record is from RefSeq and is a predicted model, not a curated record. Gene Ontology annotation, biological process: intracellular signal transduction; protein phosphorylation. The coding region runs from base 1 to 1146 and encodes 381 amino acids. Gene Ontology annotation, cellular component: cytoplasm; nucleus. The transcript is spliced from 4 exons. Gene Ontology annotation, molecular function: ATP binding; MAP kinase activity.
AUGACAUCAAGUGAAGACAUUGAUAAGCAUGUACUUAGAAAGUAUGAAGUAUCUCAAAAGUUGGGUAAAGGAGCAUAUGGAAUAGUUUGGAAGGCAAUCGACAAGAAGACUAAAGAGACAGUGGCAUUGAAGAAGAUAUUCGACGCUUUUCAGAAUGCAACUGACGCUCAGAGGACAUUCAGAGAGAUUAUGUUCCUACAGGAACUGCACGGUCACGAGAAUAUCAUCAAGCUUCUCAAUGUACUAAAGGCUGACAAUGACAGAGAUAUAUAUCUUAUAUUUGAAUAUAUGGAGACUGAUCUGCAUGCAGUUAUAAGAGCAAACAUAUUGGAGGACAUUCAUAAGCAAUACACCAUCUAUCAAAUACUAAAGGCAAUCAAAUAUAUGCAUACUGGCAAUGUACUACAUAGGGAUAUUAAGCCAAGUAACUUGUUGCUCAACUCAGAGUGUCUGGUCAAAGUGGCUGACUUUGGUCUGGCAAGAUCAAUAUUGUCAUUGGAGAAUGUUACAGAGGCAAACCCAGUAUUGACAGAGUAUGUCGCCACUAGAUGGUACAGAGCACCAGAGAUAUUGUUGGGAUCGACAAAGUACACCAAGGGUGUCGACAUGUGGUCCAUCGGCUGUAUUAUGGGCGAGCUACUCGGUGGCAAGGCAAUGUUCCCUGGCAACUCAACGAUGAACCAGUUGGACCUGAUCAUUGAGGUCACUGGUCGUCCCAACGCAGAGGACAUUGAAGCAGUGCGUUCACCAUUUGCUGCAACGAUGCUCGAGUCAUUGCCACCAACCAACCCACGCUCAUUCCAGGAGAUGUAUCCUCAUGCAUCACCAGAGGCACUCGACCUCUUGCGCAAGCUCCUUCAAUUCAACCCAGACAAACGUAUCACAGCAGAAGAGGCGUUGGCACACCCGUACGUGGCCCAGUUCCACAAUCCAGCGGAUGAGCCAUCAGUGGAGGGUAUCAUCAAGAUACCAAUCGACGACAGUCAGAAGUUCCCCAUCUCUGAGUAUCGUAACAAACUCUACAAUGACAUCAUCAAGAAGAAGAAGGAGACAAGGAAGAGGAAUCACAGCUCACAAAAAACCAGUGGCGAUGUAGACAUGACUCCAGCCACCUCACAGCAGAACGAUCAAUACACCUACGCCUAA